Molecule: messenger RNA, 1235 nt
Organism: Zingiber officinale
Lineage: Eukaryota; Viridiplantae; Streptophyta; Magnoliopsida; Zingiberales; Zingiberaceae
Exons: 1
Coding region: 67-1026 (319 amino acids)
Source: RefSeq, a predicted model, not a curated record
AUGUAGAACCCUUCCGUAUCUCUUCGCUCCCUGCGACCACUGACGGAUUGCGCCGGAAGGUAGCAAAUGGACGCGGACGAGGGCAACAGCGCGGGGCGGGAGGCGGCAUUACGGUGGCUGGAGAUCGCGGAGACGCUCCUCCGUGAUCGGGACCUGGUAGGGAGCAAGCGCAUCGCGGAGCGCGCCAUGGAGGCGGAUCCCCUACUCGACGGCGUAGACCAGGUCCUCGCCGUCGCCGAAGUUCUCAUCGCCGGGGAGCAACGCAUCAACAACCAAAUCGACUGGUAUGCCGUCCUCCAACUCCCGCUGACCUCGGCCGGGGAGGGAGUCUUUCCCGACGCCGCCGAAGUCAAGUUCAGGUACCGUCGCCUCGCGCUUCUCCUUCACUCCGACCGCAACCGGAACCCUGGCGCCCGCGACGCGUUGAGUCUCGUGCAAAGGGCCUUUUCCAUCCUCUCCGACCCCGCAAAGAAGUCCCUUUUCGACUCCGAGAUCCGCAUUGCCGCCUCCGCCUCCGCCUCCGCCUCGAAACCCCCACCGUCCGCUUUUGCUUCCGCAGAAGAACCAUUCUGGACCAUGUGCCCCUGCUGCUGCCGAAUACACAUGUACGCUCGCGAGUACCUCGACCUCUCCCUCCGCUGCCCCAUCUGCCACCGGGCCUUCUCCGCCUCGGAGAUAUCCCCACCGUCGAUCGUCUCCAGCACCGACAUGUACUACUGCUCUUGGGGCUUCUUCCCGCUUGGGUAUCCCGGAGGGCCGAGAUUCUUGGACGCCGGCAUCAAUGCUCCCAAUCUCGACCGUGAUUGGAAACACUUCUACCCUACCUCUCCCUACUGGGGUAACAACACAAACUCACAGCCACGGGAAAGCAACCCCCAAUUUCAGUCUACCAUGAAGAAGCACCACGACGCCGAACUCCGGUGCCCGACGACACCAUCGACGAAGACAUUGGCACAGAAGAGGAGUAAGGGGGGUCUAAGGAGUGUCAAGACCACAGACAGGGAUUGGGUAACCAUCUCUGAUUAAGCAGCAGAAAGGCCAUAGAGCUUUCAUAUUUUGGGCAAUAUCCGCACUGUGGAUGAUGCCAUGGCAGUUGGUUUGUAAUUAAAUUCUCGGCGCUUGAUGCCAUGACGAAGUAUAUCACCAACUAGAAUGUUUAGUGUCCUCUGUAGUUGAGCCCUUUUGCCUUGUACAUGACUUUGAUCCUCCUCAAUGCCACUGCACCAGAAAGUAGG